AUGACUACAGAAAUUCCUUCCACAGAUUCUUCCCCUGCUUCUCCAUCCAAAAUUUCUAACCCCUUCCUCAAUUUCACCGAUGUCACCAAUCCUUACCGUCUUGACCAUGGUGAUAAUCCAUCGAUCUCUUUUGUUCCUGAACUUCUUACAGUUGACAAUUACACUACUUGGUCUAGGGCAAUGCGUAGAGCCCUUAGAGCCAAGAACAAAUUAGGCUUCAUCAGUGGUGCUAUCACCAAGCCAACUAGUUCAGACGACCCUUUGUUUGAGGCCUGGGAACGUUGUAAUGACCUUGUGACCUCCUGGGUGCAGAAUUCCAUCUCCCCAUCAAUCAAGUCUAGCAUAGCUCUUGUGGAUGAUGCUGCUGAGCUGUGGGAUGAACUGAAGGAGCGGUUUACUCAGCAAAAUGGUCCACGAAUCUUCCAGCUCAAGAAAGCCCUUGCAAGUUUGCAACAGGAGCAAGAUUCAGUAAGUGUUUAUUAUGGGAAGUUGAAAUCAAUUUGGGAUGAGCUCAAUCUGUUCGACCCUUUACCUGACUGCACCUGUGGAAAUUUAACUACACUUUCUAACAGAUACCAAAGGGAUUGUGUGAUAUAG
This is a messenger RNA of Olea europaea var. sylvestris, 597 nucleotides long. RefSeq lists its product as uncharacterized. Lineage: Eukaryota; Viridiplantae; Streptophyta; Magnoliopsida; Lamiales; Oleaceae. Bases 1 to 597 code for a protein of 198 amino acids. The transcript has a single exon. The record is from RefSeq and is a predicted model, not a curated record.